CUCCCCCCUUCGGUUUCAGAGAAAUACGAGCGGUCCGCUGAUGCGAGCUCUCUUCCACCAUCGGAUUACAGCCGAGAGCAGGCGAGCGACCGUCACCUAGCCAUAAAACGUCGAUUAAAUCAAGAUACCAUCAUGAGUGGACUGGAGUGCCUUGCCGCUGAGAACAUCUGGUUCGAUAAAAACCGUUACGAUGAGGCCGAGAGGCGCUUCUACGAGGGCGUCAAUGGCCCCUGCACACAGUCACACCAACAGGAGAGAGAAGCUAGUGCCAUCCUGCAGGACAUUGCUAAUUCGCGCCAGUAUAUCCAGCAGUGCCUUAACGGAGUGAAGACAGCCCUGCAGCAAGCCAAAGGGCGUCCUCAGAAACGGCAGCACAGAAACUCAUCCUCACAUGCCGGAGGGGACCAGGAGUUGAUCUCACGCAUGAGGAGCUUGGAACUGGAGAACCAGAGCCUGCACCAAGUGGUGGAGGAGAUGAGGGCAGCCCUGCAGAAGCUUGAGUCCAGAGUGGCUGUGCUGGAACGGUCGCCUUCAACAGGAGCCGUCCCAUGUGCUAAGGCUGCUCCUGUCCAGCAGGUCAAGGUGGAAAAUGGUGGUGAUGAUGAUGAUGACCUCGACUUGUUUGGCAGUGAUGAAGAGGAGGAUGCGGAGGCAGCACGUAUCAGACAGGAGCGCCUGGAUGCCUAUGCAGCCAAGAAGGCCAAGAAACCCGCCCUCAUUGCCAAGUCAUCUAUCUUGCUGGAUGUCAAGCCUUGGGACGAUGAGACAGACAUGGCGAAGCUGGAGGAGUGUGUGCGCUCGGUGCAGGCCGAUGGGCUCCUGUGGGGAGCGUCCAAGCUGGUGCCUGUGGGCUACGGCAUCAAGAAGCUGCAGAUCAACUGUGUGGUCGAGGACGACAAGGUGGGAACAGACAUGCUCGAGGAGGAGAUCAUCAAGUUUGAGGACUACGUCCAGAGUGUGGAUGUUGCUGCCUUCAACAAGAUCUAAGCUCCUCCUCCUCCCUCCACCAAAGUGUUGCUGCUGCUCUCGGCUUGUAGUGUUAUUAAUAAAAUACUUUGCUUUGAGCACAAAAA
Molecule: messenger RNA, 1073 nt
Organism: Myripristis murdjan (pinecone soldierfish)
Lineage: Eukaryota; Metazoa; Chordata; Actinopteri; Holocentriformes; Holocentridae
Gene: eef1da
Product: eukaryotic translation elongation factor 1 delta a (guanine nucleotide exchange protein)
Exons: 9
Coding region: 133-987 (284 amino acids)
Biological process (GO): translational elongation
Cellular component (GO): eukaryotic translation elongation factor 1 complex; cytosol
Molecular function (GO): translation elongation factor activity; guanyl-nucleotide exchange factor activity
Source: RefSeq, a predicted model, not a curated record